AUGUCUAACAUUAUUCACAAAGUCAAGGAUGCCGUGACCGGUCAUCAUCAUGAUGCAUCUAAGACAUCCAGCAGCAAUAUUGAUGAUGCCCGAGAUACUUACGGAUCCUCGCACAACACCACGGAAAACGCUCCCAGCAAACACACUUAUGGCUCUGGCUCUGGCCCCGGCUAUGAGACCCCAUCUAAUACUGGUGCUGGAGACUACGGCAGCAAAUCUGAUACCUAUGGAUCCAACGCUGCUGGCGGCUAUGGCUCAUCCAACACUGGCUCCAGCACCAAUGCUGGCCCCCAUGACUCCAAGCUAGCCAACAAGGUUGAUUCCAGGGUCGAUAGCUAUCUCGACAAUCGAGGAAAGCAUGCCGGAACUACCGGCUCUAGCAACGCCUACGACAGCAACUCUGGCCGCUCUACCGGAGAGACCGGCUAUGGCUCCAGGGACGUCCACGGCAACACCACCGGUCACUCUUCUGGACAGACCGGCUAUGGCUCCAACAACCCUUUGGCUAGCAACGACAACUACGGUAGCAAUACUGGCCGCUCUACCAGCGGCUAUGGCUCCAGCGACACCCACGGCAGCACCGCUGGCCACUCUUCUGGACAGUCUGGCUAUGGCUCGAGCAAGCCACUUUCCGGUAGCGACAACUAUGGUAGCUCCACCGGUCACUCCGGUUAUGGCUCUAGCAACCCGGUGUCUGGAAGCGACAAUUACGGCAGUAACACUGGCCGCUUCACUGGACAGUCAGACUAUGGCGCCAAUUACUCUUACGGAGCCGGUGCUGGCAGCAGCUACAACAACCAAACCUCGAAGACCGGGAAGACCACUGGUCCCCACGGUUCCGAUCUAUUGAACAAGCUUGACCCCAGAGUUAACGAGAAGGAUGCUCUUGGCAGCCAGCGCAACUACUAG
Molecule: messenger RNA, 909 nt
Organism: Penicillium egyptiacum
Lineage: Eukaryota; Fungi; Ascomycota; Eurotiomycetes; Eurotiales; Aspergillaceae
Source: the annotation of a GenBank genome assembly